Effrenium voratum is the source of this 1629-nucleotide messenger RNA. The record is from the annotation of a GenBank genome assembly. NCBI's taxonomy places the organism in Eukaryota, Dinophyceae, Suessiales, Symbiodiniaceae.
AUGCCGCUGGUCCGCGCCCAAGUCUUCGACGUGUUGUUGCAGGAGUUCCUCGAGCUACUGGACGGGCGAGCCGCGCUUCGCCUCUUGGCGCUUUGCCGCGACGCCCGCAGGCCAGAGUGGACGGAGCGGGGCGCUGCCGCGCGGAGGCUCGCCGAAGACUUUGCGGCUUUCCUUCAAGGCGCUCGCGCGCGCUUGCCGGGCUUCGAGCUCUGCGACUUUCUCGAAGUGCGGGCCUGUUGGGACUUCGACGAGGAGCGGGCAAACCGCUUCCGCCCGCCCGCCUUCUGCGGGGGCUCGCAGUUCCAGAUGCGGCGCUGGAUUGAUCGCUAUUGGCGCCUCCGGGGCCUCAAUCCAAUGGAAGUGCUGCAGCGGCUCAACUUCUUCGACUUGCUUGGGGGGCCAGAGUUUGACUUCUACCUCGGCUUGCUGCGCAAGGGCCAGGCUCGCUUCAUCUACUCGCGCGGAGUCGACCGCCCUGGCGAUUUCCGCGGCUGCUUGGCGGCGGGCGACGAAGACGAAGAGGAGCCGCCCUUCGACGCCGGGCUGGCCAUUGUGUUCCGCUGCGACCACUUCCUGACGGCUGUUUGUGCGCGGCAAGCUCGGCCGGCGCGGCCACGGAAGAGAGACAAACGGCGAGCGACGGAGAAGAGCGGAGGGGGAGCGCGGCCAGCUCCGGGCUCAAGCCACUUCCAGCUUCGCCGCGCAUGCUGCAAACGCCAGCGGCCCCGAUGGGCCGACGUGCGGGACUCCGAAAGCGACGAGGGAGAGGACGACGCGGCGGGCGCGCGGCAGACGCCCGCGGCUCUCUUUGAGGCCCAGGCUGACGACGGCGCGCUCUGGCGCGAAGUCGCCGCCUUUGCGGGGGCGACCAUGGGGCCUUGCGCCUACUUGCGGCUUCCAACUUUGGCAUUGUGGCAGGCGCGGCUGCGCCGAAAGUGCGAAGACUGGGACUUUCCGCUGCCUUCUUGGCGAUGGCUGGUCUACGGCGAGCCGCUGCGCCUGCGCGCCGAGCUCCAAAUUUUUGUGCUCUUCCUAGGCUUCGUUUCGGAGCGGCGCCUGUCCCGGCCUUGCUGGCGGGCGGUCCGGGCUUGGCAAGGGCGGCUGAAGGCUGCCGCCUUGGACUGCGACUUUCCGUUUCCUGUGUGGCGAGACGUGGUCUGCUUUGACCGCUUUCGACGCGGCCGCCCUUGCGUCCGGCUGCGUUUGGACCGGGCCCUGUUCGCAGAGAGCACGGGCGUCGCGGUUGCGCGCCUCGUCUUGCAAGGAAGGGAGUUGGCGAACGCCGCGCCAAUUUGCGAGAUUCUCAAGCCUUCCACCGCGCCGCCGCCCCCCCAAGCAACGCGCGGCCGCGUCGACUUUUGGGACUGGGCUGGCCGCGGCCGUUUGCACGGCUUUUCGGCUCAAGCUUCCGAGCUCUCGCGCACGCCUAGCUGUUUGCGAUCAGGACUUUUGAUUGGCAGAAUGGCCCCGGGAUCUUUCGUCUGCGGCCGCGGCGGACCACCGCCCCCUCCCUGCGGCCGCUCGCAGGUUGCGGCGAUCUGCGCCCUGGCGGUGGUCGACGUCCCCGGGGACGGCAACUGCCUCUUCCACGCCCUCGCGAUGCAGGACGAAGAGGGCUGCUGCGGGGAG